CCUCACCUCACAGAGACCCCUCCCCACCCAGAGCAGAGGCAAGCCACAAGGUGGAGGGUGCCAUGGGUCAGCGGGCUCUGGUGGUCCUGCUGCUGUGGCUGCCUGUCCUCGGCGUGGUGGCAGCGCAGGAGGACGGCCAGGACAAGUUCCACGGCCAGGAGAAGUUUCGUGGCCAUGCCACCGCCGACGACCUGCUGACACGGCUGGGUCGAGCCACCUGGGACACCCUGGAGAGCUGGGUGGGCUCUCAAGCCCUGCACCUGGUGGCUGAGAGCCUCUCCGCCACCGUCUGGGUGGUGUCCUCGGGGAUCUCGGUGGCCCUGACCAUGCUCUGCGGCAUCCUGGGCGACCUCCUGGCCGCCACCGGCUUCAGCGGGGACCGGCUGGUGCGGACGGCGGCGCUGGGUCCCAGCGAGGUGCAGCGAGUGCUGCUGUGGGGUCUGGCGGCCCUGGUGGGCUCCUGGCUGCUCUCGUGGCUGCGGGGGCUGCUCUUGCCCACCCUCCGCUGGGUGAAGAUCUUCUGCUUCCUGGGGGCUUUCCUCAACGUGGCGGCUUCCCAGGAGACCCCCACGGCCAAGGCGGGGAUGCUGCUGGGGCUCUGGGUGCUCUACACCUUGCUGGAGAAGCUGGUGGCGCCCCCCAGUGGCAGCAGCCGCCUGGACGAGGCCGUGCGCAGCCUGGAGUGGAAGGUGGAGGAGCUGCGGAGGAGGCAGAAGUGGGGGGGACCCCGGAACCGUGAGGAGUGACUCAAGCCCCCCCGACAAGAAGGGGCAGCCCAGCCCAGCCUACCCCCAUUUAUCAUGUGUCUCCCCCACCCCCAAGCAUGCAUCCUCCUUGCUGCUCCC
Messenger RNA from Dryobates pubescens (Downy woodpecker), 845 nucleotides. RefSeq names its product transmembrane protein 109 (gene TMEM109). NCBI's taxonomy places the organism in Eukaryota, Metazoa, Chordata, Aves, Piciformes, Picidae. The coding region runs from base 63 to 746 and encodes 227 amino acids. Gene Ontology annotation, biological process: cellular response to gamma radiation; intrinsic apoptotic signaling pathway in response to DNA damage by p53 class mediator. The transcript is spliced from 3 exons. The record is from RefSeq and is a predicted model, not a curated record.